Dictyostelium discoideum AX4 is the source of this 1677-nucleotide messenger RNA. RefSeq lists its product as hypothetical. Gene Ontology annotation, biological process: RNA processing; tRNA 3'-terminal CCA addition. Lineage: Eukaryota; Evosea; Eumycetozoa; Dictyosteliales; Dictyosteliaceae. The transcript is spliced from 2 exons. Bases 1 to 1677 code for a protein of 558 amino acids. Gene Ontology annotation, cellular component: mitochondrion; intracellular organelle lumen. Gene Ontology annotation, molecular function: transferase activity, transferring phosphorus-containing groups; nucleotidyltransferase activity; RNA binding. The record is from RefSeq and is a predicted model, not a curated record.
AUGUAUACUCGUCCAAUUUCAAAGAUAGAGAAAAGUCAAGAUGGUUAUGAUAGAUUAUAUUUUCAUAAACAAACAAAUAAUGAAAAAGAGAAAUUAUCACCAAUGCAAACAUCAACUCCAACAAGUUUAAAAAAAGACCAACCACAUGAAAAUAUUAAAGUUUCAAUUUACUAUUCAAAUGAAAGAGAAUCAGAAUCGGUGGAUAUUAGAUUAACAGAAUGCGAAAUCCAAUUAUUUAAAGAGUUAAUGCAUGUAAUUCGAGAUAGUGGUUGUGGCACAACACUACGCGUUGCAGGUGGUUGGGUACGUGAUAAAUUAAGAGGCGAUGAUUCAAAUGAUAUCGAUAUCACCUUAGAUAAUAUGAUGGGUGAAGCAUUUGCAGAAUUAGUAAAUAAGCAUCUCUCAAGUAAACAUCACCAAACUCAUCGUAUUGGUGUAAUUCAAUCAAAUCCUGAACAAUCAAAACAUUUAGAAACUGCGACUGUAAAAGUAUUUGAUAUGUGGAUUGAUUUUGUAAAUUUACGUUCUGAAAGUUAUACUGAUACUUCAAGAAUACCUGUAAUCUCAAUUGGUACACCACUUCAAGAUGCAUUAAGAAGAGAUUUAACAAUUAAUUCAUUAUUUUUUAAUAUUAAUGAGAAUAGAAUUGAAGAUUUUACAGGACAAGGUAUUAAUGAUUUAAGGGAUGGCAUAAUUAGAACACCAUUACCAUCAUUGACAACAUUUUUAGAUGAUCCUCUAAGAGUAUUUAGAUCGAUUAGGUUCGCAAGUAGAUUAAAUUUUAAGAUUGAUGAAGAAUUAUUUAAAGCAGGUAGUGAUCCAGUUGUAAAGGAUGCAAUUAAAUCAAAGAUUUCCCAUGAAAGAAUUGCAAAAGAAUUUGAUGGAAUGUUAUCAGCAGAGGAACCAUAUUUAUCGAUUGAAUUAAUCAAUAAGUUUGGUUUAUUUGAUUGUUUAUUUAGUUUACCAACUGUUGGUUUAGAUGAAACCUAUAUUGAACAAUUAAAGAAUUCCAAUAAAGAUUCGGAAAAAUAUUGUGAAAUUGCAGACUCUUGGAUUGGGAUGGGCAAACAAUAUGAAGAGAUUGAUACAAAGAGACAAUUGAUUCUCUCUGCUUUAAUGAUACCAUUUUAUGGUAUCAAAUUUAAGAAUGCAAAUAAAAAGAAUAAAGAAAUGUCGAUCAUUCAUUACAUGUUCAUAGAGUAUAUUAAAUUUUCAAAUAAAGAUUAUGAUGAUGUAUCAUUAAUAUUGGAAUGUUCAGAACAACUUAUGGAACAUAUAAUUAAAUUUGUAUCAGCUGGUAUAUUCAAUCGUAAAGAAAUUGGUUUAAUCAUUCAUAAAUCUGCUCAACUUUGGAUCGUUGUAAUAAUUAUUUCAUUUAUUAAAAUACAAUAUAGACCCAACAAACUUCAAACACUUUUUAGUAGAUACGACAAACCUGAAAAUGAAAAAUACACUAUUUUCCACAAAUUUGUAGGUGAAAUCAAAGAACAUGAUUUAAUUGGUAUUUGGAAUAUAAAAAGAUUAUUAAAUGGUAAACAAGUCCAAGAUUUAUUAAAUAGAAAACCAGGUACUUGGUUGGCUCCUGUCAUACAAUUAAUUUUAGAAUGGCAAUUAGAAAAUCCAUCUAAAACCGAACAAGAUUGUAAAGAUUGGUUAUUAACAUUAGAUAUUAAAUAA